Pseudovirgaria hyperparasitica is the source of this 1841-nucleotide messenger RNA. RefSeq names its product NAD-dependent deacetylase sirtuin-2. The record is from RefSeq and is a predicted model, not a curated record. The coding region runs from base 264 to 1571 and encodes 435 amino acids. Gene Ontology annotation, molecular function: NAD+ binding. The transcript is spliced from 2 exons. NCBI's taxonomy places the organism in Eukaryota, Fungi, Ascomycota, Dothideomycetes, Acrospermales, Acrospermaceae.
CUCUGAUCUACCCUCACCCCACAAUUCGCCUAAUAGUUCUGAACUUCAUUCGCGCCUGUGAAUGCCUCGACCGACUUCUCAAGGGUUUAUACAGCCGCUCAGCCCCGAGACUACAGGCAUAGUCUCUAAACAUAGGUCGCAAACAUAAGGCACAUCGCCAGGAGCUGCAAUCGAGCAAGCCGUGGCACGAGCACGAGAAAGGCAAGGGCAAGAGCAAAGGCAAAUCUAAACACAAAGAGAAAGGAAAGAGAGGGCUCUCUGCCAUGGGCCAAGAGAAUAGCACUCCGAUAGAUGAGCACACGCCCCCGGACACGCUCGAGAGCAGGACGCUGGAGGCUCUGGCCAAGUACAUCAAGGAUGGCGAGCCAAAGAAAAUCGUCGUUAUGACGGGCGCAGGGAUCUCGACCAGCGCGGGGAUACCCGACUUUCGCAGCCCAGAGACCGGGUUAUAUGCAAAUCUUGCAAAGCUGAAUCUGCCAUAUGCUGAGGCCGUGUUUGAUAUAAGCUUCUUCAGAAACAACCCCGAGCCAUUCUACACUCUUGCGCAAGAGUUAUAUCCUGGAAAAUACCGCCCGACUAUCACACACUCGUUUAUAAAACUCCUCCACGACAAAGGCCUGCUACUGAAAUGCUUCACACAAAACAUAGACACACUGGAACGCGAAGCCGGUGUCCCGGGUGACAAAAUGGUCGAAGCCCAUGGUAGUUUCGCCGGACAAAAGUGCAUCGAGUGCCGCGCGCCGUACCCGGACGCCCUGAUCAAAAUCGCAAUCCAUGAGAAGACCGUGCCCCACUGCGAAGCCUGCAACGGGCUCGUGAAGCCCAACAUUGUCUUCUUUGGCGAAGCCCUCCCUGAAGAAUUCUUCCUGAACAGACACCUGCCUGCCACCGCCGAUCUCGCCAUCGUCAUGGGCACAAGCCUCACCGUGCAGCCCUUCGCCGGCUUACCCUCCGAAUGCGCGCCACACAUCCCGCGACUGCUGAUCAAUAAAGAAGUUGUCGGUGACUUCGGGUACCGCGCUGACGACGUACCACUCAUCGGAGACUGCGACACCGGCGUGCGCGCGCUCGCAGAGGCUUGCGGCUGGCUCGAGGAGCUCGAGGCGCUGUGGGCGCAAACACAGCCCAUAGCUGCCGUAGAUAUGGGCCGGAAGGAGCCGGUGGCCGAGACGGAGACCACAGAUCAGCGCGUGGAGGAUGAGGUCGAGAGGCUGACGCGGCAAGUUGAGGAGACGCUGCACAAGACGGAGACACACCGCGAUUAUGUGAAUGGGUUUGCGGCAACACAUGGAGCGGGCAGGCCGCAGAGUGGAAAUGUGGAGGAUCUGGCGAGUCAGGUGCGGUCUGCGCUGAAUAUUAGCCGAUCGCAGCAGGACUAUUUGGACCGGCAAGUAGAUGCGAAGACUGGAAAGUCGUAUUCGGAUAUGUUGGAACCGGGUUCGCCAGUUAUGGAGCGAUUGAAAGAGGAAUUAAAAGUCGAGAGUAGUGUCGCGGAAGGGGGCGCACAGGACCGAGGGUUGAGACAUAUCUUUCCUUAUGCGGAAACGGAAUCAAAGGGACCGCCCUUAUAGGACCGACUUUGGGAGGGUUGUAUUUCUAGAGAUGAACAAGGAUGAGGUCCACGAACCGGAUGGAUAUGGAUGCUGAUCGUGAAGGCUGAUCUAGGCAUGUAAUAGAUACGAAUGACUUAUGAUAUCUCGAUAUGGAAAUGGUAUCUAGGAGGAGUGGAAUAACCUAAAGGAAGAUCCUGACAGCUUACUAUGACCGGGGGAAUAUAUUACAGCACAGAUACCCAUCCAAAAGCAAGGAUAUCGAACUCCAGUAAUGCCUCCAACGAUGCC